GUAGAUCUCAUGUGACCAGGAGUCGACGUGUGCAGAAAUCCUGCUAGUCUGGUCCUUGUUUCCAUCUGGGUACCAGCUCCCUUCAGCCUUGCAGACGGUGGUGCGAGAGGCCAGCGGCCAGAGGAGACAGCUUGCUUCAAUUCAUCAGGUUUGUUCUUUGUACCGCACCAGGCUAAAAUAAGUAGGAAAAAGAAAUCGACCAGAUCCGUACCUGGAAGCAGCAAAGAAGAGAAGCAGACACAAGAUGAAACCCUGCCAAAAGAUGGAAGGAAACCUAGAAAAGGAGGAUGAGCCAAAGCCCGAGGAAGAGCCAAAGCCCGAGGAAAAGCCAGAGGAGGGGCAGGAACCGGAGGAGGAGGAGAAAUCCGAAGAAACUUUUCGGGAGAGGCUGAUUCAGUCUCUCCAGGAUUUUCAGGAGGAUAUACACAACAGGCACCUGAGCAGUGAUGAUAUGUUUAGAGACGUGGAGGAGCUAGAUGAGAUCAGGAAAGUGAGAAACAAACUAAUAGUGACGCGUUGGAAGGCUAAUCGAAGCCAUCCUUACCCCUAUUUAAUGUAGCUUGGCUUGCUUUCCCUUUUAUCUGACGUUACCAUUGCAAUCUAGCUUUCUUUUCAUUAGCAUUUUCCUGAUAAGACCUUCGCCCAUCUUCCUACUUUGAAUCUGUUGCUGUUAGUGGCUUUAGCUGUAUCUCUUGUUGUCUGUAUCUUACUGUUGAUUAUAUUUGAACCAAUCUAUAAGUCUCUGGCUUUAAGCUUUACUGAUUUGUAAAAAAAAAAAAAAA
Mus caroli (Ryukyu mouse) is the source of this 782-nucleotide messenger RNA. It is a transcript of the gene Tceal9, whose product is annotated as transcription elongation factor A like 9. NCBI's taxonomy places the organism in Eukaryota, Metazoa, Chordata, Mammalia, Rodentia, Muridae. The record is from RefSeq and is a predicted model, not a curated record.